Molecule: messenger RNA, 449 nt
Organism: Rubroshorea leprosula
Lineage: Eukaryota; Viridiplantae; Streptophyta; Magnoliopsida; Malvales; Dipterocarpaceae
Source: the annotation of a GenBank genome assembly
CUUCACGUUAUUCUCUUCUCUUUUGUGCUGUACAAUCUCCAAAUAUUUCUCUUCCAAACUACUAAAUCAAAUAUGGCUGACCUCGUCUUUGAUCCUCUUGUGGAUGUCAAAAUAUCUAAGGUGAUUUCGGUUACUACCAAGCAGCUCAACUUAGCAGGAACUCAAGAAUUUCCAUAUGAUGCUGAGAAUGCUGAGGGGCGUGCUGCAAGAUGCUGAAUAGAAGAAGGUGACGAGUCACUCUGAUCUGCAGCCUUGGUUUGAGGAGCCCGGCAAUAUAGUUGAUGAAGCUGAUGAUGUGGUAGACGAGAUUGCAUAUGAACACCUACAUGUUACAAGGUAGCUCAAAUGUGGGAAGAGGUCAGUUAUUUCUUUACUCUUUCCAUUCCUUUAGCUCUUCGCCUUAAGAUAGCUAAUAGGAUUAAGAAUUUAAAUAUAGAACUGGCUAACCU